GGGCGCAGCCGGAGCGGGAGCGGAGCGGAGCGGGAGGUACCGGGGCGGGGGUCACGACGGAGAAGGGCGGGGGGCCGGGCCGGGCGUUCCCUCACCUUCCCACACCGGCGGGACUUGACUUGUCGCGGCCGUAUCGCGACGGGUGGGACAAUCGCGACAGCGCCAUGCUUGCCAACGCGGCCACCAUGCGGAUCCUCAUCAAGGGGGGGAAGGUGGUGAACGACGACUGCACGCUGGAGGCAGACGUCUACAUCGAGAACGGCAUCAUCCAGCAAGUUGGGCGCGAGCUGAUGAUCCCCGGUGGGGCCAAGGUCAUCGACGCCACCGGCAAGCUCGUCAUCCCCGGCGGCAUCGACACCAGCACCCACUUCCACCAGACCUUCAUGAACGCCACCUGCGUGGAUGACUUCUACCACGGCACCAAGGCAGCCCUGGUGGGAGGGACGACGAUGAUCAUCGGCCACGUCCUGCCGGACAAGGAGACCUCGCUGCUGGACGCCUACGAGAAGUGCCGCAGCCUGGCCGACCCCAAGGUCUGCUGCGACUACGCCCUGCACAUGGGCAUCACCUGGUGGGCGCCCAAGGUGAAGGCGGAGAUGGAGACGCUGGUGCGGGAGAAGGGGGUGAACUCCUUCCAGAUGUUCAUGACCUACAAGGACCUGUACAUGCUGCGGGACAGCGAGCUCUACCAGGUCUUCCGCGCCUGCCGCGACUUCGGGGCCAUCGCCCGCGUCCACGCCGAGAACGGCGAGCUGGUGGCCGAGGGAGCGAAGGAGGCGCUGGACCUGGGCAUCACGGGGCCGGAGGGCAUCGAGAUCAGCCGGCCCGAGGAGCUGGAAGCCGAGGCCACGCACCGCGUCAUCACCAUCGCCAACAGGACCCACUGCCCCGUCUACCUGGUGAACGUCUCCAGCAUGUCGGCGGGGGACGUCAUCGCCGCCGCCAAGAUGCAAGGGAAGGUGGUGUACGCGGAGACGACCACGGCGCACGCCACGCUCACCGGGCUGCACUACUACCACCAGGACUGGUUCCACGCCGCCGCCUACGUCACCGUGCCGCCGCUGCGCCUCGACACCAACACCUCCGCCUACCUCAUGAGCCUGCUCGCCAACGACACGCUGAACAUCGUGGCCUCGGACCACCGGCCCUUCAGCCCCAAGCAGAAAGCCAUGGGCAAGGAGGACUUCACCAAGAUCCCCCACGGCGUCAGCGGGGUGCAGGACCGCAUGAACAUCAUCUGGGAGCGCGGCGUGGUCGGGGGUAAGAUGGACGAGAACCGCUUCGUGGCCGUGACCAGCUCCAACGCCGCCAAGAUCCACAACCUCUACCCCCGCAAGGGCCGCAUCAUCCCGGGCGCCGACGCCGACGUCGUGGUCUGGGACCCCGAGGCCACCAAGACCAUCUCGGCCAGCACCCAGGUGCAGGGGGGGGACAUCAACCUGUACGAGAACAUGCGGUGCCACGGGGUGCCCCUGGUCACCAUCAGCCGCGGGCGCGUGGUCUACGAGAACGGCGUCUUCAUGUGCGCCGAGGGCACCGGCAAGUUCUGCCCGCUCCGCUCCUUCCCGGACUCCGUCUACAAGAAGCUGGUGCAGCGGGAGAAGAGUUUAAAGCUGCGGGGGGUGGAUCGCACCCCGUACCUGGGGGACGUGGCCGUGGUUGUGCAUGCCGGGAAAAAAGAGACGGGGACGCCCCUGGCCGAUACGCCCACGCGCCCCGCCACGCGCCACGGGGGCAUGAGGGACCUCCACGAGUCCAGCUUCAGCCUCUCCGGUUCUCAGAUCGAUGACCACGUUCCAAAGCGAGCUUCGGCCCGGAUUCUCGCUCCCCCCGGAGGCCGGUCGAGCGGCAUUUGGUAGAGCCGGGGACCUGUCCCCCAACUGAGCACCGGGCGCCGGCCCCGCGCCGCCCCCCCCGGGACCCCGGCGUCGGCGGGGCUCCCCUGCCCGGGGGGGUCCCUGCCCGGCGGCCGCGGGGCCGUGCCGGCAGCGGGAGCCGUGGCCGGCGCGCUAUGGGGGGCCGGGGGGGCCGCGGCACAGGCCGGCGGGAGGGGGCCGGCCCCGGCCCUUUUCUGUUUGCACGUUGGGUUUGGAUCCGUGAGUUUUUGACUUGUCUGUGCAUCCCGUGGAGGUAACUCUGAAGUGGUUUGUGUCACUAGCGUUAGGGGAGACAGGGACCCCCGCACCCCACUCCGCACCCCCCACCCCGCCCCCCCGGCCCCGCGCGGGACGCGUCAGCCCUUCCCGCGGCGCGCACACGCGUGUGCGUGCUCUCGGUGAGAGGCGCGCCGCACACGCGUGCGCGCACGUGUGCGUCCCUCCGUGCAAGGUGCCAGCAGGCUCCUCACCGCCACGUGCGAGUGCACACGCGUGGGCCAGGCCCUGCGUGCUCUCGGUGAGAUGUUCACAGCACACACGUGUGUACACACAUGCGUUUCUCCAUGCAACAUGCCAGCAGGCUCCUCACCGCCGCACGUGUGUGUGCGCACGUGUGUGUCACCCUGCAUGGUCUCAGCGAGGUGUUCACUGCACACGUGUGUACACACAUGUGCAACUUUUCAUGCAAGGUGCCAGCAGGCUCCUCACCGCCACGUGCGAGUGCACACACGUGGGCCAGGCCCUGCGUGCUCUCGGUGAGAUGUUCACAGCACACACGUGUGUACACACACGCGUUUCUCCAUGCAACGUGCCAGCAGGCUCCUCACCGCCACACGUGCAUGUGCGUGCACACGCGUGUGUCACCCUGCACGGUCUCAGCGAGGUGUUCACUGCACACGUGUGUACACACAUGUACAUUUCUCCAUGCAACGUGCCAGCAGGCUCCUCACCGCCGCACGUGCAUGUGCGUGCACACGCGUGUGUCACCCUGCACGGUCUCAGCGAGGUGUUCACUGCACACGUGUGUACACACAUGUGCAACUUUUCAUGCAAGGUGCCAGCAGGCUCCUCACUGCCACGUGUGAGUGCGCACGUGUGUGUCACGCCAUGCGUACUGUCAGUGAGAUGUUCACAGCACACGUGUGUACACACAUGUACAUUUCUCCAUGCAACGUGCCAGGAGGGUCCUCGCCGCCACACGUGCAUGUGCACGCACACGCGUGUGUCACCCUGCACGG
Chroicocephalus ridibundus (black-headed gull) is the source of this 3115-nucleotide messenger RNA. It is a transcript of the gene DPYSL5, whose product is annotated as dihydropyrimidinase like 5. Gene Ontology annotation, cellular component: cytoplasm. Lineage: Eukaryota; Metazoa; Chordata; Aves; Charadriiformes; Laridae. Gene Ontology annotation, molecular function: hydrolase activity, acting on carbon-nitrogen (but not peptide) bonds. The record is from RefSeq and is a predicted model, not a curated record. The transcript has 13 exons. Bases 165 to 1859 code for a protein of 564 amino acids.